Messenger RNA from Prunus mume (Japanese apricot), 902 nucleotides. The record is from RefSeq and is a predicted model, not a curated record. NCBI's taxonomy places the organism in Eukaryota, Viridiplantae, Streptophyta, Magnoliopsida, Rosales, Rosaceae.
UGGAAGCUCUCUCUCCCAUGGCUGCAGGAAGAGUAGCUUCUCCAUCACAAUUAUUCAUAGCCCUCCUCUUAGUUCUUAGCUUAUGCUGUUUGAGUUGCAAUGCUAAGGAUGAUUAUCGUCAACAGUGUGAACCUUCAUGGUGCGGCAAACAUAACAUAAGCCACCCUUUCCGACUAAAAGAUGAUCCAGAGAAGUGCGGUGACUCAAGGUAUGAGCUGUCUUGUGAGAAGAACAACCUUACAGUAUUAUACUUGUAUUCUGGAAAAUACUAUGUGCAGGCAAUCAAUUAUAAUAACUACACCAUCCGAGUUGUGGAUGCCAAUCUUCACAAGGGUAACUGCUCUUCAGUUCCCUAUUAUUCAUUGUCAGCGUCUAACUUCAGUUACGAGGAUGAGGAUCCGUAUGGGAUUUCUCAAGGUAGAGGUAAGGGGCAUUGGUGGGACACAGAUUAUGUGAAACUGUCAAAGCCUAUAAUAUUUCUGACCUGUGAAACCCCGGUGAAUUCGCCUCUCUAUGUGGAUACUGCUCCUUGCGUUGGUGCAAUGAGUAGUUCCAAUUCCAAUGGGCAUUCAUAUGUUAGUGUUGGAGGAUUAAAUGCGUCAGACUUGAUUGAGUUUUGUCGCAUAGAGCUUAUGUUAAUGACAUCGUCGCAGCUUACAAAGAACAAUUCCUACAUAGACAUCCACAAUGAGAUGAUCUAUGGCUUUGAACUUACAUGGAUACAGAGUUACCGUAGAGGUCGAAGCUGGUUUAGUUGCUACGUCGACAGUGAUACCAACAAAAUUAAUUGCUCUCAUGAAUGCUAUGAUUUAUACUGUGGUAAGUAUGUCAAAGAUUUCUUCAUUUGUUUUCUUCUGGUAACAUAACUGUAGGCACAUGUUCUGUUUUUUAACAUGCCAAGA